UAUAACUCUCUUUCUCCUUCUGCGUGUUGCUGUUUCUGUUUCUUUCGUCUCAUCGUUUUCAAAAUGGCGUCCGUUUUCCGUAAGCUCGUCAGACGCGACACACGCAAUGGAGAUGGGUCCGACAAGAAUGGAUGUAAGGCUAAGGGAGACUCAGAUCACAAGAAUGAAAGGAAAGACGAGGACUUCAGCAAUCAAGCAAACCAGAGUAAUGAUGAAACCAGACACUUGAAUAAUUCAAAUCCGGCUAAAUCUCAAGGGAGCAAUGGCUUGAAAGGCAAUACUGACGUUAGUGAAAUGACUUCUUCUCACGCUCAAAGGGUCCGUUCAAAACGUUUAAUGAAAGAGUUUCACGACGUGACCAUGAGAUGUGAUAACAAACUGUUUUCAGCCGAACUUGUUGAGGAUAAUUUGUUCGAAUGGAACGUGAAAUUAUACAAAAUUGAUACGGAUAGUUUACUUUACAGAGACAUGGUCGAGACCGGAACCAAGUUUAUUUUGUUGAAUAUUACGUUUCCUGAUAAUUUUCCCUUCGCACCUCCUUUUAUGAGAGUCUCAGCGCCGCGAAUUGAAGGGGGUUUUGUUCUUGACGGUGGAGCUAUCUGCAUGGAACUUUUAACUCCUAAGGGAUGGAGCAGCGCAUACACUGUAGAAGCCAUUGUGUUACAAUUUUCUGCUGCCGUGGUGAAGGGACAAGGACGAAUCGACAGAUCAACAAAAAAGGCCUUUUCCAAAAAGGAAGCCGAAUCCGCUUAUAAACGAUUGGUUAAAACGCAUGAGAAAUACGGCUGGGUUACACCGCCAAAAUCUGAAGGCUAGUUAGAUUAAAAGGAACUGUGGUCAUGUAUUAAUAUUUCUUUGUAGAUACAAUCCAGUGGCGAUUCACAAAUUCCAGUUGACAAAAAAUGUAUUUUAUUGUUCACAUUCGCAAUUUUUCCAUGCUUUAAGAUCAUUCUUUAAAGCUGUUGUUUUAAAAGUGACCCAGAAAAAUUGAUUGCCAUUUGGAAUAUUUAGGGAUUUUUCAUAUUUAUGUUUCUGAAUGUUGUUUUUAAUACUCAGCUUUCACUGGAAAAUUUUGAGGGUCUAUGUAAAUUUUACACCACCUGUUAAAUCAUUAUUACUCUAAAAGCCACAAGAAAAAAGGUACAGUCAAUGUGUAACGUUAACAACUUUCCAAGGCUUAUUCACUCACUGUAAACAAUAUUAGAGUGGGCUCCUACAGUUUCCUGGCCAUCUAGAAAACAUGAAAGGAAGUCACUGUACAGUACAUAGUAUCAGAUAUGCUAUUCCCAUGCUAAUGUUUAUGACUGAAAUAUGUCAGAUUUACGUAUACUAGAAAUAUUGUAAAUUGGCAACCCAAAGAAAAAAGAACAAGUAUAUUGCUUUUUUUGUAUGAGAGAGAUAUCAAUGUGUUUUGUGGUUACAUUGACUGUGUCUUUUACUGUGAGACAAAAAAAAAUUGUAAAUUCCACCUCUGUUGAAAGUCACAGAAAAAAAAUUUUACACUGAUAGUGCCAAAUUUUAUAACUUUGGUUUCAGCUGUAUUUUUGAGAGUAGGGAUGCAUUAAUUAGGGAAUGUAAAUUGUCUUGUUCCAUUCUGCCGUGUUGGCAAAGCCAUAAGUGUAGUUUCUUCUUUAGAGUAAACUUGCUUGUGGGUUUUGAGAUUUAAAUUUCAAGAAGAAAAUCAUAGGGACCUGAUUUUAUUGUGUUUUUAUCUUACAAGUGAUGUAAGUUUUAUUCUUAUAUGGAAGAAGACAGAAAUUUCCCUGCACCAGUAAGGUUUACAAAUAAUAUUAUAAUUUUCAGUUGUGGUUUGAAAACUGUUACUGUUAAUGAGUAUUUUGAUAGAGUCCUCAUGUGAACUGACUAAUUACAUCAUUAAUUAUUAACAAUCAAAAAUCAGAAGCCUAGUUCGAAGAAUACUGUUUGUCUGGGUCAAUGCAAGCAUUUUCUCAAAUUACUUCUCAGUGAUUUGAUAUACUUGAAUAAUAACAAUUUAUUCCUUCACACCUGUUUACUAAAAGAGCACAUUUUUUUGUUCCAAGAGAAAAAGAAAGAAAAGCAAACUCUAUUGGACUUUCAUGUAUUCACCCUUCUUUUGUACAUGCUCAUUA
Molecule: messenger RNA, 2111 nt
Organism: Porites evermanni
Lineage: Eukaryota; Metazoa; Cnidaria; Anthozoa; Scleractinia; Poritidae
Source: the annotation of a GenBank genome assembly